UUCAGAUAUGCGCACAUAUGUGAACAAUUAGUACUCAAUAUUCUGUGCGUCUAUCUGCGUCUGCGGUAGUGAAUUGGUAAAUCCAGAUCGAGACAGACAACAGCGCAGGGGAGUAGAGACCAAGUGUGAGUUCAUACACCUUUGGGCGGUUGUAUUCCGGUCCACUUGGAGAGCCUUACUGGCGUCCUGGGCAUCAUGAGCGUCACCGCCGCUGACAAGAAACCUGAUCGAACCACAAACGGGAGAGAAGAGCGGUUACUUCUGGAAGGGGAAGCUCAUAUCGACCACUUGAUUUCCCUGCUUGAGUUGGAACGCAAUACGGAAAUCAGCGAGACACGGGAGAACCUAGCGCACCUGGCACCGCAGUCUUUGCAGGCACGUGGAGUAUGUUUACUCAACUUGCGGGCGGCGGCCACACGCACUGGCUUGGCGGGAAAGGUCGUUGUUGAGUUUGAGCGUAAUUCAGGCGCAGAUAUUCUCCCGCCACAUUCGUUCAGAGUGGGUGACGUGGUUGGGGUUGUCGAAGGCAGUGGAAAGCAGGCCAAGAAGACGGAGAAGUUGGCUGCUGAAGGCGAGGGUGUCCUUGUGAAAGUCGAGGACACCAGAAUCACAGUGGCCUUCAAGGAAGACGUGGAAGGCGGUUGGGAGGGAAGAAUUUGCCGGAUGAAUAAAUUAGCAAAUGAGAUCACCUAUAAGCGAAUGGUAUUUUCUCUUUCGGCACUAAACGUCGCCGCCUCCACGAAUUCUCUUUCGAACUUGCAAGAAAUCCUCCUCGGCAAACGCGAUCCGACGUCGUUCCAAUCAUCCAAUGUCAACUUGACAUUCUUUAACGAUCGAAUCAAUGACAGUCAGAAAGAGGCAGUGCGCUUAGCGGUAGGCUCGCCAGAGAUUGCAUUGAUACACGGGCCGCCUGGGACGGGAAAGGUAUUGAUUGCCCCCAAUGAAAGCUGGUAGUGGGACUUCUGACUCACCGUAACCACCUCCAGACUGAGACCCUCGUAGAGGUCCUGAAGCAGUUGGUUAAAGAAGGGCUUCGAGUCCUGGUGUGCGGCCCUUCCAAUA
Molecule: messenger RNA, 1062 nt
Organism: Fimicolochytrium jonesii
Lineage: Eukaryota; Fungi; Chytridiomycota; Chytridiomycetes; Spizellomycetales; Powellomycetaceae
Exons: 3
Coding region: 196-954 (252 amino acids)
Molecular function (GO): 5'-3' DNA helicase activity; RNA binding
Source: RefSeq, a predicted model, not a curated record